UUGGCUCGGAGUUUUUUUUGAGCUAAAUAAUGUCAGCUUCUGCUACUUUUAUUUUUAACUUGAGUCAAGAAAAAUUGGGUUUGAUUCAUUUCUCCUUUACAACUCACUUUCAUCUAGGUUUUUGUUCAGGUUUCAGUUUGGGUUCUUGAAGAUGGCAAUGAAGACCCUUUCUGGAAGCUGCUCUUCAGACCUUUCAUCUCUCUGUAGAGGAGCUUUCUACAUCAUUAGGAAUCGACUUACUUCUCCUGAGGAAGUCUUCUCUUUCCGGGGAAUCAGUUCUUCUUCUGAUUCUGAAUCAUUCAACUUAAGAGUAGAAACUCUAACGCUGUUAGCAGCUGAGAAAAAAGAAGCCAAGUCUGUGUUAACCUUGUUCUUGAUGCAACAAGGUCUGAGCAAGGCAGUUGCUGCAAGAACCGUCAAUAAAUCAGAUUAUUUUAUAGACCACAUUAUCUCAAGGCUUCAUUCUGCUCAUAUAUCUCGGUAUCUCGUAGGAAGAGAGCUCACAGCUCUUGAGAUUGGGGACACCCUUAAUCCUUAUCUUCAAUCACUCCUUGAAGAGCAUGGAAACUUUCUGGUAGUGAAGAACUUUCAUACUGCACCUAUAAAAAAAAGCCAGUUAUGCCAGUUUGUCAAUCCCAUUCCAGCUUUGACUCCAAGAAGCCAGAAUCAGUCUCUCAUGUAAGUGUCCCAAGUCCAGCAGCAGAUCUACAGCAUCGACGUUGCUACCUCUUAGAGCUUGGCAUGGAUCUUGAGCAGAUCAAGGCAGCUACACGCUGACAUUCUAGGCUUGCCUGCUACAGCUUGGAGGGGAAAAUCAAACCACUGGUUGAGUUUCUUCUUGAUCUUGGGGUACCUAAAUCAUAUAUUCCCACUAUUAUCAGACAAAGUCCUUUUUUAUGCAGACGUGGUCUAUAUAAACAAAUAAUACCCGGCAUGAUUUGCUUUGAAGAUUUGGGUGUGGACAAGAAACAGUGGGCAAAAGUUAUAUGCUGUAGCCCAGGACUCCUCAGUCACAGCAGGCAGAAGGUUCAGGCAGUUGUUAAUUUCCUUCAUGAGUUUGGGCUUAUCAGGCGAUAGCCUAGGUAAGAUCUUAACUCAGUUCCUGAGAAUUUUAACUUACAGAGUGG
Pistacia vera is the source of this 1127-nucleotide messenger RNA. RefSeq names its product transcription termination factor MTERF5, chloroplastic-like. The record is from RefSeq and is a predicted model, not a curated record. Lineage: Eukaryota; Viridiplantae; Streptophyta; Magnoliopsida; Sapindales; Anacardiaceae. Bases 152 to 682 code for a protein of 176 amino acids. The transcript has 5 exons.